AUGGUGUCCCAGGAACCGGGGACCAGCAUUAGGCAGGUGAAUGGUGCGAAGGUUGCUGUUCCUGUGACUCUGCAGCGUGGGAUCCGAGUCGAGGAAAGGCCUCCGUAUGUGCUUGUCAGCACCCCCUUUGGCCUCCUGGCCCAGUUUGAUGGUGACCAAGAGCUCUUUGUCCAGCUGGACGAGAGAUACCAGGGGCAGCUGUGCGGUCUGUGUGGCACCUACUCUGGCAGCCAGCUGGAUGACUUCCAACGUCCGGAUGGGAUCCUGGAGCACGACCCCGACGCAUUUGGCAGCAGCUGGAGGGUGACAGACGACCUCUGGGGGUGCGACCCCUCAACCCCCGUCCCCCCGCACUGCAGCCCCGCCCAGGAGGUUGUCUCCGAAGACCUCUGCAGAGUGAUCCUGGCCACCCAGGGGCCCUUUGCUGCCUGCCAUGAGAGCCUUCCCCCACAGCUCUACUUCGAAAGCUGUGUGUAUGACCAGUGUGCCACUGGCGGAGCGGUGGGGCAGUUCUGCAAAAGCCUGGAAGCCUACGCUGCCGCCUGCCAACUGGCUGGGGUGGACCUCGGCGACUGGAAGAAGGAGACCGUGUGUGCUCCUCCCAGCACCAUCCCUACUGAGACAACCACUCCAACCCCUCAGACAGGACCCGGAACACCAACCCCACCUGCGAUCACCCUGCCCAGCUCAGAGUCCUGCCUGGUGUCCGGCGACCCUCACUACUACACCUUUGACAAGCAAACCCACCACUUCAUGGGCAAUUGUACCUACACCCUCUCCCAGCGGUGCCCCCACAACAGCUCUCUGCCCCAUUUCAACGUGGAAGCCACAAACGAGCACAGAUGGGGCAACACGCAGGUCUCGUACGUGCAAAGCGUGGACGUUGACGUGUCCGGGAUCCGGAUCUCACUGGGGAAGGGGGGAGCAGUGAAGGUCGACGGGAAGGAGGUCGUGGUCCCCACCUCACCGACGGCGGGUGUGGAAGUGAAGUCCAGCGGCUUCUACAGGGUGGUCUCGAUGGACUUUGGGUUGAGAGUCAAGUUUGACGGAGACCAUCAAGUGGAAGUGACGCUGCCGAGUGCGUACAAGGGCCAGGUGUGCGGGAUGUGUGGAAACUACAACGGGAACCCCGCAGACGACUUUGAGAACCCCCGCGGGGAAGUUGAGCCGGAUUCCACCAGCCUGGGAAACAGCUGGCUGGUCUCCAACCACUCCAGUUGUUCUUCAGGUCACGGUCCUGAGUGCAGCGAGGCAGAGAAGGAAGUGGCCCAGAGCAGCCGCUUCUGCGGACUCAUCCUGGACGUGACGGGUCCGUUCCGACAUUGCCACGGCGCCCUGGACCCAACCGGGCACUUCACCGGCUGCCUUUACGAUCAGUGCGCCCUCCACCUGGAUCCCGGUUCCCUUUGCAGGAGCCUGCAGUCCUACGCAGAUGCCUGCCAGUCCCUGGGGGUUCCCAUAGAGACCUGGAGGAAUGCCACCUUCUGCCCCGUCUCCUGCCCACCCAACAGCCACUAUGAGUCCUGUGGCACCGCCUGCCCCGGUACCUGUGUGGACCCGUCGGCUCCCAGCACUUGCGGCCUGCCGUGUACGGAAGCUUGCAUCUGUGACAGCGGCUUCCUCCUCUACGACGGCAGCUGUGUGUCCAGCCGGCAGUGUGGAUGCUGGCACGAGGGCAAGCACUACCCGGUGGGCUCCGAGUUCUGGACGGACGACACCUGCUCCUCCAAAUGCACCUGCCCCAGUCGGGGUGGCCAGCUGAACUGCCACAGCGCCUCCUGCCCGAAGGGUUCCUACUGCGGGGUUCAGAACGCCGUCCCCGGCUGCUACCCUUACACUUAUGGGGUCUGUCAAGCCUACGGAGACCCCCACUACAACACCUUUGACAAAGAGACGCACCACUUCAUGGGCAACUGCACCUACACCCUGGCCAAGGUGUGUGGCAGCAUCCCGGAGCUGCCCUUCUUCAACGUCGAGGCCAAGAACGAACAUCGUGGGAAUCCCUCCGUGUCCUACGUCCAGCGGGUGUUGGUGGAGGUCUACGGGCAGCAGAUAGAAAUACUCAAGAACCACCCCAAUCAAGUUCUGGUGAACAAAGUACUAACAACUCUACCAGUGAUCGGGUUUAAGGACUCAGUGACCGUGAGCAGGAGCGGACGAUACGUGACCCUGGAGACGGAUUUUGGGCUGACAGUCUCCUACGACACCGACCACUCGGUGGAAAUCAGGGUGCCCACCACCUACUUCAACAGGACCUGUGGGAUGUGUGGGAACUUCAACAACCGCCGGCAGGACGACUCCCUGAUGCCCAACGGAAGCCCAGCCCAGAGUUCCAUCGAGCUGGGAAACAGCUGGAAAGUGCCCGGCGCAGAACACGACGAGCCCUCUUGCGGUGUGGAGGGUCCGAAGCCCCCGUGCCCCCCAGAGCAGGAGGAGCUCUACAAGACAGACGCCUUCUGCGGGCUGCUGAGCAGCAGCCAGGGCCCUUUUGCAGCCUGCCAGUCCGUCCUCAACCCCCAGGGCUUCUUUGACAGCUGUGCCUUUGACCUGUGUGCCUACCACGGGGACCGGCAGCUCUUGUGUAGUGCUCUGGAGACCUACGCCGUUGCCUGCCAAAGAGCCGGCGUGGUGCUUCCCGGCUGGAGGAAUGCCACUUUCUGCCCCCCCGCUUGCCCUCCCAACACCCACUACGAGCCCUGCUGGACUGCCUGCCCGGCCACCUGCCUCCAGCAAGAGGCUCCUGGAAACUGCAGCCAGCCCUGUGCCGAAGGCUGCGCUUGUGAUGCCGGACUGGUGCUCAGUGGCGGAGACUGUGUGCCCGUUGCCAGAUGUGGCUGUGUGCAUGCUGGCCAGUACUACAGCGAAGGAGAGAGCUUUGUAACGGAGGGCUGCACAAAGCACUGUGUGUGUCAGGGCAACAGCAAAAUGGAGUGCACACCUUUAUCCUGCAGCCCUGAUGAGGUCUGCAAGGUCCAGCAUGGCCUGAGGGGGUGCUACCCAGCCAGCACGGCCACCUGCCACGUCUACGGCGAUCCGCACUACUCCACGUUUGACGGGAGGCUGCACCACUUCCAGGGCGCCUGCAACUAUUCCUUGGUGCAGGCCUGCGACAACACCACGGCCCCUUUCAGCAUCACAGCCCGGAAUGAGCACCGAGGCAGCCCUCGCUGGACAGCCCUGAAUUCAGUGGCUGUCACCCUGAAGGGCCUGCACAUUGCGCUGAGGAAGGGCAGGGCAGUCUACAUUAACGGCAUUUUGGCCAGCCCUUCGUUGGUCUCUCUUCCUGAUGCAACCAUCCAGCAGAUUGGGUCCUACGUGCAGGUGACGACAAACCUCGGGGUGCGGGUUCAGUUUGAUGGCAACCAGGACCUCUUGAUUACCCUUACUGAGAAGUACCGUGGGAGAGUGUGUGGACUGUGUGGGACCUACACAGGCAACCCCGGGGAUGACUUCUCCACUCCUGCUGGAGAGACUGUGGAGGACGUCAAUACAUUUGGAGACAGCUGGAGGAUCCCGGAUGACAAAUGGCCGUGCAACUCAACAGCCGUCCUUCCUGAGACUUGUCCUCCUUCCAAUCAAGAAGCAGCUGAGAAGCAGUGCCACCCCCUUCUCGCCGGCGACGGUCCAUUCUCGCUGUGCCAUUCCACCGUCCCUCCCCGGCCAUACUUUGAGAGCUGCACCCAGGAUCUGUGUGCCACAGGCGGGAGUUCUGCGCAGCUCUGCAGUGUGCUGCGGUCAUACGCCGCUGCUUGUCGGGCAGCUGGAGUAGUUCUGGGAGACUGGGAAUCAAAGACCAUCUGUGAAUCCUGUUUCUUCAACUGCUCCUUUGAUGGAGACUUCUGUGAGUGGCAGCAGUCUGUGGUGGAUGAUUUUGACUGGAGUCGCACAAAGCAUUGUGCCCUGCUGGCCUCUGCCGGGAAUACAAGCGCCUGCAGUUCUUCAGGGGGUUACUACAUCUACGCCGACAGCCACUUCGCCCACGUGGGAGAGAAGGGCCAGCUGAUGAGCCCAGAGUGCACAGCCCGAGAGCCGUCCUGCUUCCGCUUCUGGUACCGCAUGGCGGGGGCCUCGGAGGAAGAUGCCCUGAAGGUCUACCUGGUCCAGGAAGGGGCAGCCGACCCACUUCUGGUGUGGUUAGCAUCCGGGAGCAAGGGAGACCGCUGGCUGCCAGCAGAAGUGGAUUUGCACAUCUCUGGCUGGUUUCAGAUCCUUCUGGAAGGUGUGACAGGCUCAGACAACCAAACAAGGCUGGCAGUUGAUGAGGUGUCCCUUGAUCCUGGCUGUUGCCUUGGUGUAGAAGAUCCUACGCCACCAGAGCCCAGCCCAACAGGUGAGACAACCAAAGGUGGAACAACAGUUGGGACAAUCCCCAUGCCUGUCCCUGAGACAUCCACCCCACCAACGACAACUGCUAUUAGGACAUGUCACUUCAACUGCUCUUUUGAUGAAAGCUUCUGUGAAUGGACACAAUCCAUGCUGGACGACUUUGACUGGAGUCGCGCAAAGCAUUUCUCACUUGGAAGUCCUCCUGCUGUUUCUUCAGGGAGUUACUACAUCUACGCCGACAGCCACUUCGCCCACGUGGGAGAGAAGGGCCAGCUGAUGAGCCCAGAGUGCACAGCCCGAGAGCCGUCCUGCUUCCGCUUCUGGUACCGCAUGGCGGGGGCCUCGGAGGAAGAUGCCCUGAAGGUCUACCUGGUCCAGGAAGGGGCAGCCGACCCACUUCUGGUGUGGUUAGCCUCCGGGAGCAAGGGAGACCGCUGGCUGCCAGCAGAAGUGGAUUUGCACAUCUCUGGCCGGUUUCAGGUCCUUCUGGAAGGUGUGACAGGCCCAGAGAACCGAACCAGGCUGUCUGUCGAUGAGGUGUCCCUUGAGCCUGGCUGCUGCCUUGGUGAAGCUCCUACUCCCGAAGAAGCCACUCCCUCAGGGCAGCCCACUAGCCAAGUGACCAGUCCUCAGCCCGAGACACCGGUCCCUGCCGAAACCCCUGUGCCCACAGAAGCAAGCACUACCGGGCAGCCCACUAGCCAAGUGACCAGUCCUCAGCCCGAGACACCAGCCCCUGUCGAAACCCCUGUGCCCACAGAAGCAAGCACUACCGGGCAGCCCACUAGCCAAGUGACCAGUCCUCAGCCCGAGACACCGGUCCCUGCCGAAACCCCUGUGCCCACAGAAGCAAGCACUACCGGGCAGCCCACUAGCCAAGUGACCAGUCCUCAGCCCGAGACACCAGCCCCUGCCGAAACCCCUGUGCCCACAGAAGCAAGCACUACCGGGCAGCCCACUAGCCAAGUGACCAGUCCUCAGCCCGAGACACCAGCCCCUGCCGAAACCCCUGUGCCCACAGAAGCAAGCACUACAGGGCAGCCCACUAGCCAAGUGACCAGUCCUCAGCCCGAGACACCAGCCCCUGCCGAAACCCCUGUGCCCACAGAAGCAAGCACUACAGGGCAGCCCACUAGCCAAGUGACCAGUCCUCAGCCUGAGACACCGGUCCCUGCCAAAACCCCUGUGCCCACAGAAGCAAGCACUACUGGGCAGCCCACUAGCCAAGUGACCAGUCCUCAGCCCGAGACACCAGCCCCUGCCGAAACCCCUGUGCCCACAGAAGCAAGCACUACCGGGCAGCCCACUAGCCAAGUGACCAGUCCUCAGCCUGAGACACCGGUCCCUGCCGAAACCCCUGUGCCCACAGAAGCAAGCACUACCGGGCAGCCCACUAGCCAAGUGACCAGUCCUCAGCCCGAGACACCAGCCCCUGCUGAAACCCCUGUGCCCACAGAAGCAAGCACUACCGGGCAGCCCACUAGCCAAGUGACCAGUCCUCAGCCUGAGACACCGGUCCCUGCCAAAACCCCUGUGCCCACAGAAGCAAGCACUACCGGGCAGCCCACUAGCCAAGUGACCAGUCCUCAGCCCGAGACACCGGUCCCUGCCGAAACCCCUGUGCCCACAGAAGCAAGCACUACCGGGGAGCCCACUAGCCAAGUGACCAGUCCUCAGCCCGAGACACCGGUCCCUGCCGAAACCCCUGUGCCCACAGAAGCAAGCACUACCAGGCAGCCCACUAGCCAAGUGACCAGUCCUCAGCCCGAGACACCAGCCCCUGCCGAAACCCCUGUGCCCACAGAAGCAAGCACUACCGGGCAGCCCACUAGCCAAGUGACCAGUCCUCAGCCCGAGACACCGGCCCCUGCCGAAACCCCUGUGCCCACAGAAGCAAGCACUACCGGGCAGCCCACUAGCCAAGUGACCAGUCCUCAGCCCGAGACACCGGCCCCUGCCGAAACCCCUGUGCCCACAGAAGCAAGCACUACCGGGCAGCCCACUAGCCAAGUGACCAGUCCUCAGCCCAAGACACCGGCCCCUGCCGAAACCCCUGUGCCCACAGAAGCAAGCACUACCGGCCCAGGGGAAACGACCAGCCAGCCGCUUCCGCCUUCUCCAGAGGCUCCUGCUUCAAGCACCCCCAGCGGUUCCUCCCCUUCCACCUCUCAGGCAACAGCCAGGCCGGCCACAACUGCCGGGAACCAUCCUCCACCUGCAGGCCGGGCCACCUGCAGUGCCUCUGGGGACCCCCAUUACACCACAUUUGAUGGCCGAGUCCACCACUUCAUGGGCGUUUGCACAUACACCCUGUCCAGGGUCUGUGGCAACUCCAGCGGCCUGCCAGGCGCCUUUGACAUCUCCACCACAAAUGAGCACCGGGGCUCCAACACGGCCGUGUCUUACGUCAGCUCCGUGCAUGUGGAGGUGUAUGGCAGCCAGGUCUCCUUGCUGAAGAACAGGAAAGUGAAUAUCAACGGCAGUAGAAGGGAGUUGCCCGUGAUAAUCGGGAACAACCAGAUCACAGUGCAGAUCAGUGGCAGUUACAUCCUCUUGGAAACAGAUUUUGGGCUGGGAGUCCGAUUUGAUGGAAACCAUUAUGUGGACGUUUCUGUGCCUCCAGCUUUCCAGGGACAGCUCUGCGGCAUGUGUGGUAAUUACAACAGUGAUCCACGCGAUGACAAUCUGAAGCCAGACGGGAAGCCUGCAGGAGACUCCACCCUCCUGGGGGACAGCUGGGUUGUCCCAGCCAACAGCACAGAGUGCCCCAGUCUGCCUCCGCCUACUUGUGAGCCAGAGAUGGAGAAUGAAAUUCGGAGGAACUCUGCAUGCACCAUGAUUACAGAUUCAACAGGCACCUUCAAGGACUGUCAUGCUGUGGUGGACCCAGCGCCUUUCUUUGAGAACUGUGUUUAUGACGUCUGCCUCACGAACGGGCAGCAGACCUCCCUCUGCUACGGACUGCAGGCUUAUGCGGAGUCAUGUGCCAAUGCUGGAGUGUGUCUGGAGUGGAGAAACUCCACCGUCUGCCCUCUAUCCUGCCCUGCGGGGAGCCACUUCAGAAGCUGUGGGGACCGGUGCUCCCCCAGCUGUGUGGCCCCCUCCUCGCUGCUCAGCUCCUGCAGCCCCUUCCCCGUGGAAGGAUGCUUCUGCGACGAAGGCUUCCUCCUGAGCGGAGACCGAUGCGUCCCUGAGAGCAGCUGCGGCUGUCUCGAUCGCCAGGACACGUACCAUCAGCUGGGCGGCAGCUGGUUCUCCAACGGGGUCUGCAGCGAGCGCUGCACCUGCGGGCACAACAACACCAUCACCUGCCGGCCGUGGGAAUGUGGCGUGCAGGAGACGUGUGGCGUCCAGGACGGCGUGUUGGGCUGCCACCCCAGCAGCCGAGCAUCCUGCCACGUAGUCGGGGACCCCCACUACUACACCUUUGACAAGGUGAUGCACACCUUCUUGGGGACCUGUACAUACACCCUCGUCACAGUCUGCAACAGCAGCAGCAGCGUCACCCCUGUCACCAUCAGUGGCAGAAACGAAGACCGAGGCCAGACAGGGGCCGCCUACCUCCGGGAGGUCUACGUUGACGUGUACGGCAUCCGGGUCACACUUCAGAAGAGCAAGAGGAUCCUGUUUGAUGACGAGAGAGUCUUCGCGCCUGUGGAGAGCCGCUCCAGAGGAAACGUGGCCGUCGGGAAUGUGGGCAUUUACGUGGUGCUGGAGACCGACUUUGGACUGUUGGUGAAAUAUGACGGGAGCCAGUACCUGGACAUCAGCCUGCCAGGGACUUACUUCUCUCAGGUGUGUGGCCUGUGUGGGAACUACAACGGCCGGGCUGAGGAUGAGCUGCUGCUGCCCAGCGGAGCCCAGGCCAAGAACGUCACCCAGUUUGGGAACAGCUGGAAGGUGGAGGCGGACAGCGAGGCCAGCUGCGUGCCAGACACACGGGAGGAGCUGGGGCCCCCCUGCACCCCGCAGGAGAAGCCAGCCAUGGAAGAGCAGUGCAGCGUCCUGCAGUCCAGCCCGGCCUUUGCGCCCUGCCACCGCCUGGUCAAGCCGGAGCUCUUCGUCCAGACCUGCCUCUUUGACAUGUGCAAGUAUGGCGGGAUGCGCUCCACUCUGUGCGCCAUCGUGCAGGCCUACGCUGACACCUGCAAAGCCGAGGGGGCCGUCCUCAGCUGGAGGAACAGCACCUUCUGCCCCCUGCCGUGCCCUUCCAACAGCCACUACACGCCCUGCGCCUCCCUUUGCCCCCCCACCUGCAACAACCUCUAUGCUGACGCUCUCUGUGAGAAGCCGCCGGGGGGGUGCCUGGAAGGCUGCGCCUGCAACGAGGGCUACGUGCUCAGUGACGACCAGUGCGUGCCGCUGAGCGAGUGCGGCUGCCGUGACGGGAACGACAACUACCACAAGGUUGGAGAGAGCUGGGUCACCCCGCACUGCAGCCAGAAAUGUCGCUGUCGUCCGGGAGGCAUCAUCAAAUGCCAGAGCUUUGACUGCGAGGUUGGGGAGAUCUGUCAGCUCAAGAACAAUGGGAAGUACGGCUGCAAACCAACAGGCUUCGGGAAGUGCUUGAUCACAGGGGACCCUCACUACCUGACCUUCGACGGCCUGCUGCACCACUUCCAAGGGACACACACCUACGUGGUGACCCAGAGCCGCCCCGACGCUCCGCAGCGCCUAGAGCCCUUCAGCGUCAAGGGCAAGAACGAGGCCCAGGACACGGCCGGCAAGAUCACCUUCCUCAACGAGCUGGAGAUCACGGUCUACAACCACACGGUGCUCUUCAGGCAGGGGAAGGAGCUGGUGCUGGAUGGAGUGGUAACGGUGCCUCCAGCGCAGCCUCACGAGGGCCUUCGCAUUCAACAGAGGUCCACCCAGAUUUUCCUGGAGACAGAUUUUGGCUUAUCUGUCAGUUUUGAUGGGGCUGAGAACUCAGACCUCACGCUGCCAAACACCUACAAGCAGAAGGCUGAGGGGCUGUGCGGCAACUUUGACGGGAAGUAUAAGAACGACUUCCGCACGCCAGACGGCACGUUGGUCAAGGAUGUGCACACCUUUGGGGAGAGCUGGCGCGUCCCCGUCGUGAGGGGAACCUCCCGUCUCAGACGUCACACCCUUUCCGAAGAGGAGUUGGACGGUGCUGAACUGGACUUGGGGUUCACGCUCAACUGCACCCUCAGCCAGCUGCAGCAGGUCAACAGCAGUUCCAACUGUGGCAUGCUGGCAGACCCAAGUGGGCCCUUCCAGGCAUGCUCUGGCAAUGUCUCUUCAGCCCCCUUCCUGAAGAACUGCCUUUACGACAUGUGUGUGGAAAGCGACAGGCGGGCUGUGCGGUGCCGCAGCUUGGAGCAGUAUGCGCUGGCCUGCCAGGAGAAGGGCGUCACCCUGGCGGACUGGAGGGAGAGGACGUCCUGCGCUCUGAAGUGUCCUCCGAACAGCAAGUACAGCCCCUGCACAUCUGCCUGUCCGGCUUCGUGUGCAGACCUGGCUGCCCCGGCGGAGUGCCAAGGCCCCUGCCUGGAGGGCUGCCAGUGCCUUCCCGGAUACGUCCUUAGCGGGUUCGACUGCGUGCCCUUCCGGGAGUGCGGCUGCACCUUCCUGGGCCGAUAUUACAAGGCUGGGGAGAGCUUUGUGACGGAGGACUGCAGGCAGCUCUGCACGUGCACCGACAGCUCCAGCCUCGCCUGCUCCAAGGCUGCGUGUGCCCCCAGCGAGGUCUGCACGGUGGCCAACUUCACCCGCGGCUGCUACAGGGCUGGCUCCUGCCUGCCAAACCCUUGUUUGAACGAUGGAGUUUGUAGCGAGAGUGACAGCCCCGCGGGCUUCAACUGCACCUGCCCUGUGGCCUUCCAUGGUGACCUCUGCGAGAUUGAGGAGGCACAGACAGGAUCGCCCCCAGGGCCGCCGGCCUUCACCCUCUUGUACAUCAUCCUGGGCAUCGUCGGAGCAGUCAUUCUUGUCCUGGCAGUGGCCAUUGCUGUGGUGCUUUGCGCAUGCCGGCCCAGAAAACGUGCGCAAAACCCCCGGGGGAGAGAUGCCUGGUCCUUGCACCCUUCCAGACUCCCUCGAGGUGCUCAGCAAGGCCUUGGCGACCUGUCCAAUCUCGCCUUUGAAGAGGACUAACCCAGCCACUUGGGAGUUCUUUCCUGGCACUCCGCAGCCUUCCUUGUUGCCCACUCUGUUUGGAAUUAGUGCCUCUUUUUCCAAGCCUUCCACCCAGACUAAAUAAAAGCUAAAAUACAAACA
This is a messenger RNA of Hemicordylus capensis (graceful crag lizard), 10569 nucleotides long. RefSeq names its product zonadhesin-like. Gene Ontology annotation, cellular component: membrane. The coding region runs from base 1 to 10446 and encodes 3481 amino acids. The record is from RefSeq and is a predicted model, not a curated record. Gene Ontology annotation, molecular function: protein binding. The transcript is spliced from 64 exons. Lineage: Eukaryota; Metazoa; Chordata; Lepidosauria; Squamata; Cordylidae.